GGGCGCCUGCGCGGGCCGGCGCGGGAGCAAGCGGCAUGGCGUUCCGGCAGGCGCUGCAGCUGGCGGCCUGCGGGCUGGCCGGGGGCUCGGCCGCCGUGCUCUUCUCGGCCGUGGCGGUAGGGAAGCCGCGCGCAGGCGGGGACGCGGAGCCACGCCCGGCUGAGCCGCCGGCCUGGGCGGGGGGCGCGCGGCCGGGCCCCGGUGUCUGGGACCCCAACUGGGACAGGCGAGAACCACUGUCUCUGAUCAACGUGCGGAAGAGGAACGUGGAAUCUGGGGAAGAAGAGCUGGCGUCCAAGCUGGACCACUACAAAGCCAAGGCCACGCGGCACAUCUUCCUCAUCAGGCAUUCCCAGUACCACGUGGAUGGCUCCCUGGAGAAGGACCGCACUCUGACCCCGCUGGGUCGGGAGCAGGCUGAACUCACUGGGCUCCGCCUGGCAAGCUUGGGGUUGAAGUUUAAUAAAAUCGUCCAUUCGUCUAUGACGCGCGCCAUAGAGACCACCGAUAUCAUCAGCCGGCACCUGCCAGGCGUCUGCAAAGUCAGCACAGAUCUGCUGCGGGAAGGCGCCCCCAUCGAGCCAGACCCGCCCGUGUCUCAUUGGAAGCCGGAAGCUGUGCAGUAUUACGAAGACGGAGCCCGGAUCGAGGCCGCCUUCCGGAACUACAUCCACCGCGCAGAUGCCAGGCAGGAGGAGGACAGUUACGAGAUCUUCAUCUGUCACGCCAACGUCAUCCGCUACAUCGUGUGCAGAGCACUGCAGUUUCCUCCUGAAGGCUGGCUCCGGCUCUCCCUCAAUAAUGGCAGCAUCACCCACCUGGUGAUCCGACCCAACGGCCGAGUUGCGCUCAGGACCCUCGGGGACACGGGGUUCAUGCCUCCCGACAAGAUCACUCGAUCCUGAGGGCUCCGGCCUCUCCUUCCCUCUGUCCUCCCUGCACAGGCCGCACACACUUAACGUUUUGUUCCCAAGGAGACCGGCGGAAAGUAGAAACCUGCAAUGCUGCAUCUGGGAACUGACUUGUGACCAGGCUGAGAAGGGGAGAGUUGGGAUCAGACAGCCUGACUUCUCUGCAGGGUUUUAUACCUGACCAUGAACCCCCAGGAUGGCGUGGGGUUUAAGGUGAAAGCGUCUCACGCACAAGUCAGGCCUGUUGUGGGGACUUGAAAGAGGCCUGACCCAGACCACCAUGUUCGCACCCACAGCUGACCCGUGCUGAGGGUCCAGGCUCCAUUGGCAAAGCCGGUCAGGCACGAGGGCGACUGAGGCACGUGGAUGAGGAGGGCACCCAGGUUCUGUUCACAACUCACUUCACUUCAUACAUCCUUUUAAUUUCUUAAAACCCUCUUGUCCCUUAAAUAUUUGUCAAUUAAAGAUUUUCUGGCUGGGCACAGUGGCUCACACCUGUAUUCCCAGCUACUCAGGAGGCCAGGGUGGGAGGAUCACUUGAGCUCAGGAGUUCAAGACCAGCCUGGACAAGGCAACAUAGCGAGACCCUGUCUCUACUAAAAAUACAGAACUUAGCUGGGUGUGUCGUGGGCAUCUAGAGUCCCAGCUACUUGGGAGGCUGAGGUGGGUGGAUCACUUGGGCCCGGGAGCUGGAGGCUGCAGUGAGCUGUGAUUGUGUCACUGCACUCCAGCCUGGGCAAGCGAGGGAGACUUAAAGCAAUUUUUUCUUUUGAAACGGAGUUUCACUCUUGUUGCCCAGGCUGGAGUGCAGUGGUGCGAUCUCGGCUCACCGCAACCUCUGCCUCCUGGGUUCAAGUGAUUCUCCUGCCUCAGCUCCCGAGUAGCUGGGAUUACAGUCGCCCACCACCAUACCUGGCUAAUUUUUUGUAUUUUUAGUAAAGACAGGGUUUCAUGGAGAAACCAAUAUAGAAUUGUUCAGGCUGGUCUCGAACUCCCAACCUCAGGUGAUUCACCCACCUUGGCCUCCCAAAGUGCUGGGAUUAAAGGUGUGAGCCAUCGUGCCUGGCCUAAAAAAUUUUUUUUUCUUCAUCUGGGUUUUUGCUUUGAAAACAAGUUUCUCCAAAUUUACAGAUUUCCUGAUGAUGUUGGGUCUGAACUCACCAACUUGAUUAGGUCUUUAGGGGCCGAGGGACUAGCCAGCUGCACAGGUGACUGGAUGGGGGAGGGGCAGGUGAGGUGGGUCUACAGAGGUGGCUUCGCCUUUGACCUUCAUGCUGGUCUCGGCUGAGGUGACACGCUAGUGACAGCCCAAUAGGGGGUUACCCUUAUUGAGUAAAAUACUUCAGAUUGACAGCUCAAUCUUAGUUUGCCUCCAGUUAAUCUUUUAUGCUUAGGGAUUAAAUGUGUGGUUUUUUUUUUGUUUUUUUUUUUUUGGAGACGGAGUCUCGCUCUGUCACCCAGGCUGGAGUGCAGUGGCGCGAUCUCGGCUCACUGCAACCUCUGCCUCCUGGGUUCAAACGAUUCUCCUGCCUCAGCCUCCCAAGUAGCUGGGAUUAUAGGCGCCCACCACCAUGCCUGGCUAAUUUUUUAUUUUUAGUAGAGAUGGGGUUUCACCGUGUUGGCCAGGCUGGUCUCGAACUCCUGACCUCGUGAUCUACCCACCUCGGCCUCCCCAAGUGCUGGGAUUACAGGCGUGAGCUAGCAUGCCUGGCCAGGGAUUAAAAUAUUCAAACAUGUUGUGUGUACCCAGAUAUGCUGUUAAUUUAGGAAAAACAGUACAAUUUCUAUGAAGUGGUUGUGACUAUUUUCUGUAGUCAAUACAGUUGGGAUAUCUGAUCUAUUUCUCUGUCUACUUUGGAAAUGAUUGCAUAAUAAAUAAAAUUUUACUGUUUUUUUAAAA
Messenger RNA from Homo sapiens (human), 2811 nucleotides. RefSeq names its product PGAM family member 5, mitochondrial serine/threonine protein phosphatase (gene PGAM5). The coding region runs from base 36 to 905 and encodes 289 amino acids. Gene Ontology annotation, biological process: necroptotic process; negative regulation of cold-induced thermogenesis. Gene Ontology annotation, molecular function: protein serine/threonine phosphatase activity. Gene Ontology annotation, cellular component: mitochondrial inner membrane; mitochondrial membrane; mitochondrial outer membrane. The transcript has 6 exons. Lineage: Eukaryota; Metazoa; Chordata; Mammalia; Primates; Hominidae. The record is from RefSeq and is marked validated.